UUUUAAAAGGUUUGGAAACAGUUAACUUUGUGAUUUUUAUUUUAAUCAUCAUCAUUGAUUUUUGAAAUAUAAAUGCACAAUUGAUGUAGCCUACCAAUAUUAUACACAGACUUGAUGCCUCCAUUGCUGGCACAUAUAGGGCUAAAUUCGUUGUCUCAAACAAUGAUGGAUAAGGGAUUGACAGCUAUGUUAUGACUGACAAGCAGACUUAACCAAUCUCUCAGUUGCAUCCAAUGCAGUGACUCCCAGCGCCCAAUCCUUUUGGAUUAGAGGAGGGAUUAUCAUUUGGAUUUGACUCUGCUUUGCAGCCAGUCCCCAAUAUCUGGUCCAUCAUGAAUCCAUGAUGUCCUGCACUGUAGCUGAAACCGCAAUACCUCUGGCCUUUGUGUCUGGGAGCCCUGUAGCCAACAGUCACUGCCAUCUUCUUCUAAUAGAACUAAAUAAGACUCAGCCUAAAGCCCUAAACAAUCAGGGAUGGACAGGUGAAAACUGAGAGGCCGAGAUGUGGCCUUUAUUCUAAACCUUGUCUUUUAUUCUGGUUCUGUAAAGGGACAUAGAAAUAUCCCCAACCUUAACAGUUUCAUCUCAGAAGUCCACUUUUGCCAUAUAAAAAUAAUGCCUUUAAACAUUAGAGCCAAGCCUGCUCAGAGCAAGCUGUCUGCUGCCCCAAAGAGUAGUGGGCACACUGAUGGCAGCACAUCUCAUGCACGCUUUUCCAGAUCCCCCAAACAGGGCAAAGGCAAACAGGCUGUAAGCUCAGCACCAGGCUCCCGCUCGGGGCUAGAACCAGGCUCUGUGUCAGGGGGUGUGCCUGCCCCAGCAUCUAAAUUGGCAGGAGGUCAAGGCUCUGUGUCGAAGCCAGCUUCAAAGAUCAAACCUGCCACAGCAGCAGACAAAGGAGCAAGUCGUGGUUCAGCGACAGCUCCAGGGGGUAAAACCCUGUCUAUGGAGAACAUCCAGUCUUUGAGUGCUGCCUAUGCCACAUCAGGCACCAUGUACCCCUGUGAGCGAGAUUCCUUGGAACCCUCUGGUGGGUACCCAAAAGGCACCAUGACGCUGGGCAGGAGUACCAGCCGCUCCUCCUACACUAACCGAACACCUGCCAUGGGCAGCACCCCAAACAUCACCUCCUCUGGGUUACAUCAACAGUCAGACCCCUAUGGAGACCAAACCUUGCAUCCUGCAAGGACUUCCAGUCUGCGGCACCAGUCUGGGAGACAUCCACAGGAAUUGGAUUUGGCUGGACGGGGAGAGGGUUCCUCGUUUGAUCUACAGUCUCAGCUGAGGGAGCUGCAGAGGGAAAAUGACAACCUGAGGAGAGAACUGGAUGUAGGGAGGGAUGGAAGGACGGGCCCCAGCAUGAACAAUGUCAACUUCUGGACCCGAGAUGUGAAAAGAGAAAAGGGGGUUCGGCGGGAGGAGGGUGUGAGGACCUCAGUUCUGAAGGACCAGUACAGGACAAACCAAGAGGAUUUGCAACCUGGGGAUAUCAGAAGAAACAAGCAGCUUCCGUUGACAGUUCAGGAGCUACAGGAGGAGCUGAGGGCUCACAGAGAGAUGAACAGCCGCUUGCAGCAACAACGACAGCAAGGGAACUCUGGCUCCUAUCGAGAAAUCCAUACAGACCAGGACCACAGAGGGGGGCUCAGCCCUGGCCACAGCCCCAGACAAAGCUCCAGCAACCUGCAUAGUCCUGGACCAAAGAAUAGUCCGAGAGCCAGCCCAUCCAACACCUACAAUCCGAGGCAACAGGAAGCUGAUGUCAUCAUUCACAGCCCUGGUUAUGGCUGUAACACUGCAAUAGCUGUGCAGAGAAUCAGCCCUGCCAACACCCUUCAGCCUGGGCGGAGGAACGGCCCAAAUCAGCCCCAAUACACUCCCAGCCAAGGUCCGCUGGUAGCACCCAGCUCUGGUUCACUCCGGCCCUGCAGCCCCUGCCAGGUGCCUGGGUGUGAGGGCUUCUCCUCACCUCCGCCUCUGGAUCCAUCAGAGGAGAAUGUCUUCAGGAUGCAGGCAGAGCAUGAGCGGCAGGCCAAGGAGCUGUUCCUGCUGAGGAAGACCAUGGAAGAGAUGGAGAUGAGAAUCGAUUCUCAGAAACAGACUCUGGGCGCCCGGGACGAGAGCAUCCAGAGGCUGCUGGAAAUGCUUCAGGGCCAAGGCCAAGGUCAGGGACACUGGGGUCGGGGACAGCCGGCAGGCAUCGUAACCAUGGCAGCACAGGAGGCUGAAUCGCAGCUGGAGAACAUGCAUGUGCGAGAGGAGCUCCAUCGCCGGAACCAGCUCCAGGCCGAUCCGGCCAAGACCAGGGCUCUGCAGACUGUCAUUGAUAUGAAGAACACCAACACCCCUUUCUGUUUUGAUCCUGACGUUAUCUGGCAGGACACAAAGAUCUCUUCCCUGGAGAGGAACAUCAGAGACUUAGAGGAUGAGGUCCAGAUGUUAAAGACCAGUGGCCUGCUGCACCCCGAUGACAGGCACAAUGAGCUCAAGCAUGUGGAGGUCUACAAGAGCCAUUCUAAAUUCAUGAAGACUAAGAUAGAGCAGCUGAAGCAGGAGCUGAACAGGAAGGAGUCGGAGAUGCAGGCCCUGCAGACCAAACUAGAAACACUGACCAAUCAGAAUUCAGACUGCAAGCAACACAUCGAGGUGCUAAAGGAGUCGCUCAGCGCCAAGGAGCAACGGGCCAAUACACUGCAGACAGAGGUAGAUGCUCUGCGGGUGCGUCUGGAGGAGAAGGAGCAGCUCCUGACCAAGAAGACCAAGCAGCUGCAGGACCUGACUGAUGAAAAGAGCACACUAACAGGAGAGAUCAGAGACAUGAAGGACAUGCUGGAUGUCAAGGAGAGGAAGGUUAAUGUCCUGCAGAAGAAGAUUGAGAACCUGUUGGAGCAGUUAAAGGAUAAGGACAAACAGCUGGCUGGGUUGAGGGAAAGGGUCCAGGGCCUUCAAACAGACUCCAGCAACACAGACACAGCCCUGGCCACACUGGAAGAAGCCCUAUCAGAAAAGGAGCGAGUGAUUGAGAAUCUGCGCGAGCAGAAGGAGCGGGAAGACAGGGUUCGGCUGGAGGAGCUGGAACAGAUGAGGAAGGAGAACCAGGUAUUAAAGGACAAACUUUCAGCCUUGCAGCCCCAAAAUCUGUCCCAGAGUCAGCCUGCUAACCCAGUCCUGACACAGAACCAGAGGCCUGAUGGAGAGGUGCCAGCCAAAGUAGAUGGGCUACCAGCAGGAAGCCCAACAACACAAAACACGGAAGAAGUAGUCCGGAAGUGUCCAGACAUCACAGAUCGUCUGAGGCUUCUGGAGCAGGAAGUUGCUCGCAACAAAGAGGAAUCUGGGAAGUCGCAAGUGGAGGUGGAGAGGCUAAUGACAGCUCUGAGGGAUGCUGAGAUGGACAAAUCGUGCAAGGAGAAGAAAAUUGCUGAUCUUGAGAGGCAAAUCAACUCUCCUAACAUCCAGAAGCAGACGGUGGCCAGUGAGAUAAGGAAAGAUGCCCUGAUUGAUGGACAUCCACACUCUUUAUCACAGUUGGAGGAACUGAUGGGGGCUUUGGAGAAGACACGCCAGGAGCUGAAUGCCACCAAGCUGCAUCUAUCCUCCACUCAGCAGUCCCUGCAUGAGAGAGACGGACAUCUUAAUAGUCUUCGCCAGGAGAGACGCAAACAGCUGGAGGAGAUUUUAGAGAUGAAGCAGCAGGCUUUGCUGGCAGCCAUCAGUGAGAAGGAUGCUAACAUUGCCCUGCUGGAGUUAUCCUCCUCCAAACGGAAGAAAUCCCAGGAGGAAGUGAUGGCUCUGAAGAGGGAGAAAGACAGGCUCAUGCACCAACUCAAACAGCAGACUCAGAGCAGAAUGAAGCUGAUAGCGGAUAACUACGAGGAAGAUCCCAUCCACCCCCAACAUCAUCCUCACCAUUCUCACCACUUGCAUCAAGUAAACGUGCAUCACCGAAGCCUGCCAAGAGGGCCCCCCCAUGCCAACCACCGACCCCCUAUGGACCAGGACGAUGAAGAGGGAAUAUGGGCAUGA
Molecule: messenger RNA, 4026 nt
Organism: Perca flavescens (yellow perch)
Lineage: Eukaryota; Metazoa; Chordata; Actinopteri; Perciformes; Percidae
Product: ERC protein 2
Exons: 18
Coding region: 616-4026 (1136 amino acids)
Biological process (GO): maintenance of presynaptic active zone structure; regulation of synaptic plasticity; neuromuscular synaptic transmission
Cellular component (GO): cytoskeleton of presynaptic active zone
Molecular function (GO): structural constituent of presynaptic active zone
Source: RefSeq, a predicted model, not a curated record